Messenger RNA from Malurus melanocephalus (red-backed fairy wren), 597 nucleotides. RefSeq names its product SH3-containing GRB2-like protein 3-interacting protein 1. The record is from RefSeq and is a predicted model, not a curated record. The annotation marks the transcript as partial. NCBI's taxonomy places the organism in Eukaryota, Metazoa, Chordata, Aves, Passeriformes, Maluridae. The transcript is spliced from 5 exons.
UAAAAAAAAAAUCUGGGAAAUAGGUUGGAGCGUUCCCGGGGGGUGUGUCGGGAGCGAGCGCGCAUGUGAGGCGGUGCGGGGCGGGAGGCGCCGAGCCCGCCUCGUCCUCCCUUUCUCUCAGCAUCCUCCGCGAUGCCAUCCUGGAGGUGAUACAGGCUCCGAGCAUCCAUGGCCUGCCCGUAGCGCCGCGCUGCCGCCGCCUCCUGCCGCCGCCGAGCCUCCCCUGCUGACCGCCAUCGUCUUCUCCUGUGUUUUUCCAGGCUCCUCGGAAAUUGAGGAAUGCAAUUCUGCCACCAUGAUGGAAGGAUUGAAAAAACGUACCAGGAAGGCCUUUGGCAUACGCAAGAAAGAAAAGGACACUGAUUCCACAGGGUCACCGGACAGGGAUGGAAUCCAGCCCAGCCCUCAUCCCAAUGAUCCACCCGCCAAUAGCAAACCCGAGAGCGCGCGGGAAGGAGGAAAUAAAAACGGGAAGAAAACCAAUGGAGCCCCGAACGGAUUUUACGCGGAGAUCGACUGGGAUCGAUACGUGAGUGCCCCGUGGAGCUUCCCCCGAGGAAUCCCGAGCUGUUCCCACCCUGAUCUGGGGAUUUUGGG